Messenger RNA from Arachis ipaensis, 583 nucleotides. The record is from RefSeq and is a predicted model, not a curated record. NCBI's taxonomy places the organism in Eukaryota, Viridiplantae, Streptophyta, Magnoliopsida, Fabales, Fabaceae.
UUAUUGCAAGAUGUAAAUGUGAAUGCAGAUUUUUGCUACAUAGAAGAGAUAGAUGGUGCAUCAAGGGACUAUUGUGAUGAAACAAACACAGAAUAUCCAUGCAACCCAAACAAAGGGUAUUAUGGGCGUGGCCCAAUUCAAAUAUCAUGGAACUUCAACUAUGGGCCUGCAGGGAAGAACAUUGGGUUUGAUGGGCUCAAUGCACCUGAGACUGUGGCCAAUGACCCUGUUGUGGCCUUCAAGACUGGACUUUGGUAUUGGAUGGAGAAUGUGAGACCUGUGGUUAGCCAAGGCUUUGGUGCAACCAUUAGAGCCAUCAAUGGUCAACUUGAGUGUGAUGGUGCUAACCCUACCACUGUUCAGGCUAGGGUUAAUUAUUACAAACAAUAUUGUUCACAAUUAGGUGUUGACCCUGGUGAUAAUCUUACUUGCUAGUUGCUUGUGACUACUUCUAAACUCAUCAUUAUUUAGGGUUAUAAAUUUGGAUAUCAUGUCAUACAUACAUUUAUGUCAAUAAAGAUCUCACUCAUGAAUGAGAUCCUAUUUAGGAAUUUGAGGAAAGUAACAUAUAUACAAGUUUUAA